Messenger RNA from Megalops cyprinoides (Indo-Pacific tarpon), 1434 nucleotides. Its product is annotated as sorting nexin-3-like. The coding region runs from base 68 to 556 and encodes 162 amino acids. Gene Ontology annotation, cellular component: early endosome membrane; retromer complex. Gene Ontology annotation, biological process: endocytic recycling; late endosome to Golgi transport. Lineage: Eukaryota; Metazoa; Chordata; Actinopteri; Elopiformes; Megalopidae. The transcript is spliced from 4 exons. Gene Ontology annotation, molecular function: phosphatidylinositol-3-phosphate binding. The record is from RefSeq and is a predicted model, not a curated record.
UGCGAAAACACUCUCGUAGGCGCAGUAUCUGUGGCGAUCGCGGAGGCGAGAAGGAGAGAAGCGAGACAUGACCGAGGCCAUAGCCGACACAAGGAGGUUGUUUACCAAGCCUCAAAAUUUAAAUGACGCCUAUGGGCCCCCGAGUAAUUUUUUAGAAAUCGACAUUAGUAACCCGCAGACGGUCGGCGUGGGCAGGGGGAGGUUUACCACCUAUGAGAUCAGGCUGAAGACCAACCUCCCCGUCUUCAAGCUGAAGGAGUCGCGGGUCAUCCGGCGGUACAGCGACUUUGAGUGGCUGAGGAGCGAGCUGGAGAGGGAGAGCAAAGUCGUAGUUCCCCCUCUCCCUGGGAAGGCCUUGCUCCGCCAGCUUCCUUUCCGUGGAGACGACGGGAUAUUCGAGGAUUCCUUCAUCGAAGAGCGGCGGCAAGGCCUGGAGCAGUUCAUAAACAAAGUGGCAGGACAUCCCUUGGCCCAAAACGAACGCUGUCUGCACAUGUUCUUGCAAGAUGAAACUGUGGACAAAAAUUACACACCCUCCAAAGUUAGACAAGCCUGAAUUCUGUGAAAGUUGUUUUGAUUAUGUCCUGAGUAUGUGUAUCCCAAAGUACAGAGUGACCUAUUUUAAGCUUCACACUUGAAACACAGAUCAGAGUUCUUUAUUUUUCUGUUUUAUGAAUACACAGUGCUUCUAUUUUAACUCUUAAUUAGAGUGAACUCUGAAACAGUCACAGUAUUGCUAACAACAUAUAAUCUUGAAAUGGCACAAGCUCGGUGUGCUACAGUAUGUUGUCUUUACCAGUAAAGCAUUUUUCUAUACAUGUUUGAAGAUACAAACUUUGAACAAAUCUCAAAUUACACUACCAUGCUUAAAUGACACACACACAAGCGUCUCACUCAUUCUCCCAUUUGGCUGUCCUCACAGCUGUUGUUCACUUAAAGGUGUGUAUUUGUGUGUGCAAUCUACCAGCACUUGAAGCCUGUAAAUGAAUUUCUAUUGAGGAAACACUGAGGCAAUAAGAGAAUUUCUAUGUCAUUUUUAGAGAAUUUGUACACUGUUGUGCCAUUUUGUUUUCUUUAAAGGUUUUUCAAAUAAAAAAAGUGGAACAAACUUGUAUGCAUGACAGAAGGCUGGCGGCGUUUUGUUUUCCCUCAGGCAGACUGAUGGCAGAUCAGUGUCUCUAAUGUGAAAAAGGCAUUUGCUUCUGACUGUAUAUACAGAGCGAAAUGUGUGGUGAAUGAUGACAUGUAUGUAAAUAUAUAUUCAUUUUAUCUUGUUUGUCAUAUGUUAUUAUAUUGAGUCUUGACAUGUAAUACUUCCAUGGUGUAAUAUGCUGUGUUUGAAAUGGCUUUUUGCAGUUAUCUGUCUUAAUAUAUUGGAUUAUGCAGACAUGGAGCAAGUAUUCAUUGCUAUGCAGAUGAUGCCCAACUGUCACG